AUGUUUGUGAGUCUAAGAGAGGCUUUUCCUUUACCAACUGUGCCAAUGGAUUUUGCUGGUAGAGCACUUCAGACAGCUCAGCAGACAGAAGACAACCAAACCUCCAGCAGCAGCACUGGUAGUGCUAAGAGAAUUAGCAGUUUUGCCAGCAGUGGAUGUAGUUUCAACAGCAGCAUUGGUAGAAGAGCCAGCUUCAUUUCUAGUAAUAACAGUGGUGGUCAAGUGUCCAGUGCCAAUGGCGACCCAUUACCUAAUGCUGGCACCACUAAAGGCAGUACUAUUAGCAGAACUAGCAGCUUCGGUGCUAAAGGCAGCAGUGCUACCGGGGGCAAAACAAGCAGUGUGGUGAGCAGCACAGUGGAGGGGGUCUUGUCGCUUUCAGAAAAAGAGCUGGAGGAGGAGUCACUCAGUGGUGAAGUCGGGGUCCCUUCUAGCAGUGGCACUAAGAAUCGAUUGGGCAUUGAAAGCGGCUAUUCCUCCCUGGAGAAGACAAGUACUUUUCUUGGGGAUGCACAACCAUACACUGACUCCAGGAGAUCUCAGGUCGCUGAUCAACGGGAGAGUACAUUUCUCGCUCUGGAUGCUGAGCUACCUCCCUCAACCCUCACUUCCUUCUCUACUGCACAAAAUGACCACAAGAGAACUGGCAGUAUACCUCAGGAUUCUUCCCCUAAUGGUGACAUUCCUGAUCUCUCUCAACCCUCUACAUCAUGCAGACUCCGCUCCAAAUCACUGGAACGUAGACCUCUUGAUCCCAACCCUACGCCUGACCUUCUAAAUUUCAAAAAGGGAUGGAUGUCUAGAUUGGGAGAAGAUGGAAAGUGGCAAAAACAUUGGUUUGUUCUUACUGACCAGACUAUGCGAUUCUACCGUGACUCUGUAGCAGAAGAGGCAGCUGAUUUGGAUGGUGAAAUCAACCUGUCUACUUGUUAUGAUGUUACAGAUUACCCUGUACAGAGAAACUAUGGCUUUCAGAUUCAUACAAAGGAUGGGGUCUUCACCCUCUGCGCAAUGACUUAUGGAAUACGACGAAACUGGGUCCAGGGAGUUAUGAAAAAUGUUCAUCCUACUGUUGCCCCAGAUGUUACAUGGAAACAUUCCACUAUUAAAUCCAGUUCAGUUCCUCAAAAUGUGCCAUUGAUUGGUGCACAAGCUUGUGCAAGUUCUUCCAAAUAUAAUGCCCUACCCCAGGAAGAAGAGAAAAGGAGCCACGUCCGAGAGCGCCGUAGAGAGGGCCGUUACAAAACCUUUGAUUGGGCAGAAUUAAGUUGUAAACAGCACAAAGUAAUGGAGCCCAAUUACCUGUCAAGAAGAGAAUGUGACCAUAACUGUGAGCGUUCAGUUCCUCCUGCACCUGCAUCAUCCCCUGAAGAGCCAAUCAAACGUUCUGCCUCUGAGAUAUCAGAGAAGGAAUACUUUCAGAAGAUAAGACACUCUCGGGAGCAAAGCCAGGAGAUCACGUCUGCUGAUAUACCAUCACACUUAUCACUUAUGGGAGUGUCCAGUCUUACCUCCCCUGAAUCAAUUAGCCCAGACAGCUUAGAAGUAGAUGCAGGUGCAGCACACGUUCACUGUGACAGCUCUGGUGAACUGCUGAAAGCUAAACCCAAAGAAAAAAAGCAGAUUGAUCGCGGCACCUCUCCCUUGCCAGUCACUUUCACUUCAUCCUCCACACAGACAGAAUGGCAAUGGGAGGUGGAUCUCCAGAGCCUUCGUAGAGAGCUGAAGGCAGAGUGUGAGAGAAGUCGGACUCAAGAGAGGGACUUAAAACUCUGUGAGGCCAGACUCCAAGCUCAACUUAAUGAUAGCCAGAACUGCCUUUAUAAGGCAGAGUUAAGGAUUCAGGAGUCAGAAAUUAUUCUGAAAGAGCGUGAAGAGGUGCUGGAGAGUCUGCGUGGACAGUUGGAGGAGGUAACGGGCCACAUGAAGGCAACAGAGGAGGCGCAAACCUUAAAAGAAGUCCGGCUGCAGAGGCACCUGCGUCUCCUGCAAGAGAGCCAGGAAAGGGAGAGGAAGAACUUCAGUGACAGCCUUGAGCAGUCAGAACAGCGUUUGAAGGAAUUAGAGGAGCGUCUAUGGCAGAAAGAGGCUGAACUGCACAAAAGGCCAACUGGGGAAAUUACAGAUGACCUUAUACGGAAGUGCCAGGAGCUACAAAACCAGCUGAAGGAGUCUGACAGUGAGGUCGGUUGCUUGCAGGCACGCCUCCAAACAGAGGAGACUCUCUAUUACGACAUGGAGCACGAUUAUGAACGAGCUUGUGAGGAGAUACAUAGUUUGCGAGGUGCUCUGCAGGACUGUGAGAGGGUCUGUGAGGAGCGCUUCCAAACCCAGCUAUGGCAGCAACAGCAAGAUCUAGAAAGGAAGGAGUGCGAACUGCAGGAAGCUCUCGUUAAGAUGGCCGUCCUGGGCAGCAGUCUUGAGGAGAUAGAACAUAGGCUCAAGGAAGCUCAAACCCAUCCUCUAGAAGCUGAUACAUUGACAGAGCCGCAAUGUCUGUUCCAGGUCUUAAACACCAGACAGAAAAUGAAAGGUCAGAAUGGUUUGGAAACGCAGCCCCUUAACCAGGGAGAAGAGUCAGAUCAAGUUAUCUCUGUGAUCCAGGUGUUAGAGCGCAAGUUAUGCAGUACUGAAGAGCGACUCCGGGAGCUAACAGUGCAUCUUCAGCAGCAGCAGCAACAACUUAAAACUGGACCAUACGCACUCAAUGAUUUUGCAAACACUUCCCUCCAGAAUCUGGAUGGCCGACUCUCUUUGGAUGGUCUGCAGAAUUGUACUGGAGCUUUGAUUAGCCUGCAGGGGAAUGCCUUAGACAGAACCCUGACAAAGAACUCUGAUAAAGUUUGCAUUUCUGAAAAUGGAAAUAUUGGAUACCAGGGGGCAGUUGGUAAGAGUCCAGGGAGGUGUCAAGCACUGGACAUGGCCAGCAGAGUGUUGUCAUUGGAAGCACUGAUCAUCCAAAGGAUGGCCUCUGCACUUGAACAACCCAGCACAGAGCUGCUUCAUAGACUGUCAGAGCUUUAUAUCCAGGUGCUUAGGAUGGCUAAAGGAGGCAGUCACAACAGGGCUGUGGAAUCUACCUAUGCUCAAAUCUUCUUGUACCCUCUGGAGCAAGUUCAGGCAGAUAAUACACUGAGUGAAAGUGAGAUCCAAAGGCUGUGUGUAAGAGCAGAAUUAGCAUACCUCAAACACACUCUUCACACACAUUCCUCACUAGAGCAACAGGCUUCAGAACCCUUUUAUGCAUGUCCUUGGCCAGUUUCGGAGAGUUCUUCAUCUAGCACCAAAAUGGAAAAUGGUUCCAAGCAAGGACCUAAUCUUGCUGACAUCAGCCCGCCUGAACUUGCACCCUACUGUGAACAGAUGGAUGAACUUGUAGCCGGUCUCCUCCUUGAGGACUCUGAGAUACAGCUUGUUUGCAGAAAAAACCUAGUGGCAGAGCUCCGUGCCCAGGCCCAGUCACUGCAGGACCUCUCUAUACAGCUUCAGUCUGAUAGAAAGUCUGACCUGCAUGCUGAACUUCCUGAAUCUGUCAUGAAGGUGGCGAUGUACCAGGCUUCUUUGACGUACAUGAUGUGUCGACUGCAUUGUGCUUUACAGCAGGAGAUGAGUGCUCUACACAAGCAAAUAGAGCAGGCAGAGUGCGAGUGCCGGAACAUGUGUUGCAACAUGGAGGUCCUGUUCCAGGAACGGAAAGAGAGCUAUGAGGAGAAGCUGUACAAGGAGCGUGUUAUUAUGGAAAAGGAGGAACAGGGGCAUGUCUCUGCAGAUACCAAUGCCCGAUUGAGGGUUGGAGAAGCAGAAAGAUUGCAGGUGGAGUUUGAAGAGAAGCUCCACGAGCUCCAGAAAAUCCACGAGGAGGAGGUGAAACAUCUUCAUGAAUACUACAUCCAAAACUUGCCAAAAUCAAAAGCUGCAACCCCCUCAGAACUAGAGGAGAUUCACGAUACUGAUCAAGUUUCCGUGACUGCUCUGCAAGACCGAAUUAGAGAGCUCGAGACUGAGGUCACCUUCAUGAGGGAGGAGUUCAGCAAUCAGGAUGACAAGACCUUCCAGCUAGACCUGGAACACAUCAAGGCUACGUAUGAGCAUGGUUUCACCAUUAUGGAGGAGAGCCAUCAGCGAGUGAUUGAGGAGAUGCAGAGGCAGCAUCAGAGAGAGGUCGAAAGACUGACAGAAGAGAGAGAGAGGGUGCUGCAAGAAGAGACGAAUGCCACCAUUGCAGCCAUUGAGGCCAUGAGGAAAGCUCAUAAGGAGGAAAUGGACAAGACUCAGAAAGCCCUGCAAAAUGGAACCAAUGUGGACAUCUGCCAGCUACGUGCACAAUACAAAGAGGAGCUUGAAUCAUUGCACAGGGAGCUGGAGGUGUUGUCAGAGCAGUAUUCUCAGAAAUGCCUGGAGAAUACUCAGUUAAUCCAAACCAUGGAGGCAGAAUGGGAAGCACUGAGCAUUACACAGAGAGAGAACCAGGAGCUUCGCACUCACAACCAGGAGUUAAACGAGUGUCUGGCUGCCGAGUUAUCCCUGAUGCAUUCACGCAUGAAUGGAGAGAUAAGGCGUUCUCAGUUUUCUCAGGAGAAAGACAUGUUUCAGCUGGAGGUAAAUCUGAGAGUAAAGGAAUCUGAGAUUAAGUGUCUGAAACAGGAGAUCAACUCACUUAAAUUGGAGCUGCAGGCAGCAAAUACGCAUUUUAAAAAGCUACACUCUGAGCUGAAUGCUUUAGGAGUCAAAAGUCAAAUUGAUUUUACAAAAUUGAUGAUGGAGCCAGCCAGAAAGCAGGAUUUAAGAUAUGAUUUGUUGAAAUCAAGGAGUAACCCAGACUUCCUUAAGGAUCAUUCUACACUCUCACAACCUGUCAGAUCCGAGAGUCUUGAGGAUGGACUCACUGUUCAGGAGAGGAUGAAGCUCUUUGAAUUAACUGAGAUGCAUAAGACUUGAGUGUGUAAGGAUGUGUGUGUGAGUGAGAGAGAGACAUUUCAUUUUUGUGUUUAGUGUGGGUUUAAUUUUUUAAUUGUAUAUCUUUAUAACACAAUUCUAUUUAUAUCUCUGGUCACAGGUGUGUGUAUGUAUGUUUGUAAGUCAGUCAUUUUAAUUGUUCUGUUAUGUUAUCUACAUUAGAUGCGUCCACAAUAGAAAUUAUUUGAUGAGAGGAUGUCUCUCUGAAAUCUUUAGCAGUUUGUUUAUAAUUGUGUAUAUUUAUGCCUCAGUUUGAAAUUGAGCAUCAAUUUAAUUCGCUUCAUCUUUGUUUAUGAAUAAAGUCAAGCUUU
Myxocyprinus asiaticus (Chinese sucker) is the source of this 5267-nucleotide messenger RNA. Its product is annotated as cingulin-like. Gene Ontology annotation, molecular function: actin filament binding. Gene Ontology annotation, cellular component: actin cytoskeleton. The transcript has 20 exons. The record is from RefSeq and is a predicted model, not a curated record. The coding region runs from base 1 to 4938 and encodes 1645 amino acids. Lineage: Eukaryota; Metazoa; Chordata; Actinopteri; Cypriniformes; Catostomidae. Gene Ontology annotation, biological process: actin filament organization.